Trypanosoma cruzi is the source of this 942-nucleotide messenger RNA. Its product is annotated as 90 kDa surface protein, putative. NCBI's taxonomy places the organism in Eukaryota, Euglenozoa, Kinetoplastea, Trypanosomatida, Trypanosomatidae. The coding region runs from base 1 to 942 and encodes 313 amino acids. The transcript has a single exon. The record is from RefSeq and is a predicted model, not a curated record.
AUGAUGAUGUGCCGUGUGUUCUGUGUCUUUUUGGCGUUUACACUGCUGUGCUGCUGCUUGUGCGUGUUUGCCGCGGAGGAGGAGGAGGAGGAGGAGGAGGAGGUGCUGCCGGUGGAUGCGGUGUGUGCGGCUGACGGUGAAAAAGUUGGGCGCUGGCAACUCCGUGGGAAGUCACUGUGGUAUAACUGCACGGCUGAAGCUAGCGGUUUGGGAAGGAUGAUUUGCGGCAUGGGCGCUGGAAACUGUGCACCGGAGGAUGUUAAGAGACGUAUUGAAAGGAAUGCGGAGGAUGGCGUCUUCGAGAUCAAAUUCCAUACGCCCACUCCAGGCCGGGUGAAGAGUUGGUGGGAGAGUAACGUGGAGCCGAAGCCGGCCACCGUUGCAAGUGGUCCGGCCAAUCCUCUGGAAGAAAGACCUCCGGUGGCUCGAGAGGAGGAGGCUCCUCGUGACACCACCACAAUAAGUUCUGAAUCUUCUCCUGCCGGCGCUGCGGGCAAGACGGAUCCUUCUCCUCCUGAGACUUUGCAAGCGCAGAAUUCCGCUCCCUCUGGUGAUAUUCAAGGCGCUGCACAUUCUACUUCUGCUGCACCCGAAUCCCCACCAGAUCCGGAGCCCACAGAGAGCGGCGACCACUUCUCCCAUGACCCUCCAGCGGGACGACAAGAAGAGACUGCUGCUGCGCCACCGACUCAGUUGUCCCAGACCGGCGAGGACGGGGGUGCAGCGGAAGGCGCCGAAGGGGAAACCGCCACCAACACCACCGACGCUGCCACCAGCGAAGUAAAUUCUACGGCGGCAGGCAUGCCGGCUCCCCUUUCCUCUGCGACCCCAACGAAGGCGCUGGAGAACAGUGUGGGGAACGACGCCUGCUUUUAUGACACCCGUCUGCAUACCCGGCUGCUGCUUGUUCUGGCUGUUCUUGCGUACGGGACACUGGGCUGA